Molecule: messenger RNA, 4113 nt
Organism: Syngnathoides biaculeatus (alligator pipefish)
Lineage: Eukaryota; Metazoa; Chordata; Actinopteri; Syngnathiformes; Syngnathidae
Gene: ipo4
Product: importin 4
Exons: 31
Coding region: 284-3565 (1093 amino acids)
Biological process (GO): protein import into nucleus
Cellular component (GO): cytoplasm; nucleus
Molecular function (GO): nuclear import signal receptor activity; small GTPase binding
Source: RefSeq, a predicted model, not a curated record
AGUCCUCCUCUCCAGUGAAAAGCGCUGUUGGUUUUCAUCCGUGUUAAAAAGGAAAAAGACUAAACGUCUGCCCCUUUAUCGCGUUCACGUGGGACUUUGAGUAGAGACUGUCUCGUGUGCUGACAGCUGAUGCAAACAAGCUAACCUGUUCGAUACACUUCAACAGCCCCGCAGUUUCUUUUAUUUGAGCAUUAAAAACAAGUGGAGUCACUGCCAACGCGUGUGCGUAAACGCCAAACUUUCCUUUGACAAGCGUCACUUGUUUCUCAACCAAGUGGUGACAAUGUCAGAAGAACUUGAACAGAUCCUCCUGCGAAUGACAGAGCCUGACAAUGCUCUAAUCCAUCAGGCCACAAUCCAGUUAAAGCAGGUUUUCAAAGACCCUGCCAUCAUCCCUGCCCUUUGUGCUGUCAUGAGUGGCUCCCAAAGCCCUCAGGUCCGUGAGGCAGCUGCAGUGAUGCUGCGGCUAAGAGUGAAGAAACAAUGGAGGAAGAUAAGUCAUGCUGACAGAGACUGCCUCAAAGUGGUGGUGUUGCAGGCCUUCAUGCAGGAAACAGAACACCAAGUGCAGCACUCUCUCUCCCAGUUGUGUGCUAUGAUGGUCAAGUAUGAGACCCCUGAUAACUGGCCUGCCCUGCUGCAGCUCCUGAAUCAAUCCACCAAGAGCAUCAACCCACAUGAUAGACAGGUUGGACUGCUGCUUUUGAACAAGGUGAUUGAGUCCAACCCAGAGCCUUUCCAGCCUCACUACUGCCAGCUUCUGCAGCUCUUUAGUACGGUGCUGCAGGACCACAACAACCCAACGGCCUUGUACUACUGCAUCCUCAGCCUCACAGCCAUGACUGCGUACACUGGCACCCAACACAUGAACCAGAUGCGCUCAAUCAUCCCAAAUCUGAUUGUCGCUCUGAAACACCUCAUUAAAGCUAAUCAGACUCAAGCCACUGAGGCAAUGGAGGUGUUCAAUGAGCUAAUGGAGAGUGAGGUUGCCAUCGUAUUGCCUCAUAUUGCAGACAUGGUUCACGCCUUCUUGGAGGUGGGCACUGACACCUCGCUGACUGACUCACUGCGUGUCAAAGCUCUCUCUUGCAUUGCAUUUCUCAUCAAGUUAAAGAGCAAGGUUGUGCUGAAGCAGAAGCUGCUACUCCCCAUUCUGCAGGGCAUCUUCCCUGUUUUGACUGCAGCGCCUGUGCCCGGUGAGUACAACCAGGAUGAUGAUGAGGACGAUGAUGGAGAUGAGACAGACAACGACAAUCCUCAACAUUGUGCUGCUCAGAUCAUUGACACCAUGGCACUCCAUAUGCCUCCGGAGAAACUCUUCAAUCAACUGAUGCCACUGACUCAGGCCUGCCUGGCCAGUGAUAACCCCUAUGAGAGGAAGGGGGGUCUCAUGUGUCUUGCUGUGCUGGCUGAAGGAUGUGCAGAUCAUAUAUGUACCAAGAUGCUGUCAUCAGUGCUGCAGACGGUCUGCCAAAGCCUUUCAGAUGGUAAUCAGGUGGUGCGCAGUGCUGCCCUCUUUGCACUUGGGCAGUUCUCUGAACAUUUACAGCCUGAAGUGAGUAAACACUGUGAGCAGUUGAUGCCAUUGCUGCUUGGCUACCUUUCAUCUUUAAACCAGGCCAAAGUGGGGCAUGUCACGAAGGCUUUCUAUGCGCUGGAGAAUUUCAUGGAGAACUUGGGAGCAGAUAUUGAGCCAUACCUUCCCACCCUGAUGGAUACCAUGUUGUCUGCCCUGAACAGCACAGACAGCCUAAAAAUCAAAGCACUCAUUGUGUCUGCCAUCGGAGCCAUUGCCAAUGCUGCCAAAGAGUUGCUGGUUCCUUAUUUCCCCCAAGUCAUUGAAAGCCUGAAGGGCUUCCUAAACACCACCACCACAGAGGAAAUGAGGUCUCUGCAAAUUCAGUCUUUAGACACUCUUUCUGUGCUGGCUCGUACUAUCGGCAAAGAGGUCUUCAGUCCUCUUGCUGCCGAGUGUGUUCUUCUGGGCCUCAAACUGACUGACUCCAUAGAUGACCCUGACCUGAGACGCUGCACAUACAGUCUGUACUCGUCAUUGUCCACAGUCAGCCCAGACUGCCUGACUCCUCACCUCACUCCCAUAACAACAGUAAUGCUACUCGCCCUCAAAUCCAAUGAAGGCAUCACGGCACACCUCGAGGAGGACAAGACUUUUGCCUUGCUGGACAAUAAUGAUGAUGAUGAUGACGAUGACAAGGAAGAGGCAAAGGAUUCGGACGAAUUUCUGGAUGAUGAGCCUGGCAUGGAUUUCCAUGAUGCUACAGGGUUCAGUGUGGAGAACGCCUUCAUUGAUGAAAAGGAGGAUGCCUGUGAUGCACUUGGGGAGCUUGCCUACAACACUGGUGCUGUUUUCCAGCCCUUCUUGGAGUCCAGCUUCCAGCAGGUUUUCAAGAUGAGAGAUUAUCCCCAUGAAGAUGUUCGCAGGGCAGCGUUCGGGGCCAUGGGCCAGUUCUGCCGUGGACAGCACAGGAUUUGGAACGAGAAUCCCACUGACUUAAAUCAUCAAACCUUACUGAAGAUGCUGGAUGUGGUGUUUCCCAGUUUCCUGGAGAUGGUGCGCACUGAGCCAGAGCGCCAAGUUGUGAUGGCCAUCCUUGAAACUAUGAACAGUGUCAUCAAGACAUGCAAGGAGGAGGUUUUCAAGAACCCUACUCGCCUCAAGGAAAUUAGCAAUGUUAUCCGUGACGUUUUGAAGAAGAAGACUGAAUGUCAGGACAGUGAUGAAGCUGACGAUGACGACCAACAGGCUGAGUACGAUGCCAUGCUCCAAGAGUUUGCGGGUGAAGGGAUCCCCAUCCUGGCUGCCUCGGUGCCUGCAAACAACUUUGCUCCUCUCCUCAAUGAUCUGCUUCCUCUCAUCAUGAGCAAAACUAAGUCAUCAUGCACUGAGGCAGAAAAGUCCUUUUCUCUGGGUACCAUUGGGGAAAUUCUGGAGGCUCUGAUCAGCACGUCCGGCGGUCAGGAACUAGCGGCUCAACUGUCCCAUCGUGUCCUCCCAGUUUUUGUCACCGGAGUGAAAGACAGUGACGCGGAGGUGCGCAACAACUCUGUGUUUGGACUGGGGUGUCUUGCUCAGGCUGGUGGGCCCCUUGUCGCCUCAGAUUAUCCCAUCAUGCUCUCUGUCUUUUCCAACCUACUGGCAAAAGAAGCGGACCUAAGAGUCAUUGAUAACUUGUGCGCAGCUCUCUGCAGGAUGAUCCUAGGACACGUGGAAGCUGUCCCAUUGGAGCAGGUUGUCCCAGCUCUGCUCGCUCGUCUUCCACUCAAAGAGGACAUGGAGGAGAACAAGACUGUGUUCAGCUGCUUGGCCAUGCUCUACUCGCACAAUCCUCUUCUGAUUGUGAAGCUAAUGAAGCCAAUAGUCGACUUGUCCUGUCACAUACUUGGCGACAAGAAAGUGGAUAAAGAAUAUUCUGGUCACAUUGUUGAAGCAAUUUGCUCAGCGGCACCUCCCAGACUUCCAGGCGGCUGUGACCUCACUUCCUGGAGAACAACAGGCCAAGCUCAGCGCCGUCAUUGUGACCUCAUGAUGGCGAGCUACAUAUAGUUGACAUAGCAGUUAAAUUUUAUGAAAUAAAUAAAAAUACAGCAUUCAUUGGUGAAUAGCUAACACCAUUCAGUCUUGUAAUUUGUUUAAUCGAUACCCUUCUUGUAAUUUUCAUUCCUUACUCUGGGUAUUGGGUGGGAUCCCAGCGCUCAUAAAAUGUGACAAAACGAGUAAAUCGCGCUCAGGCUGAGUCACUAGUCCAGCUCUAUGACUGCUAUUUAUGCAGCUGCUCCCAGUCCCAAGAUACUAUGUCACUGACAAUAUAUUUGAUAAGGAAAGUACAUUUAUUCGCAAUGACUGUUGUGCAGAAAUACUAUAGUCCAGUCUUACAAGCUUGGAGAGAGUUUCACUAGAUCUGUUUCUAAUACGUAUAUCAGACAGACAUUAAUAUCCAUUAAGCAGCACAAUUUCGAUAUGUGGCAUAUGGUGACCUGCAAGGAAGGAUGAGAAAGGCAAUUCUACUUCAAGUUGGUGAAGUUUGAUGGUUUGCAAUUUAUCUGAAAGCCUUGUAUCAAUAGUAACAAAUAAACCCACAUCUUUUCAACAUU